Molecule: messenger RNA, 1482 nt
Organism: Purpureocillium takamizusanense
Lineage: Eukaryota; Fungi; Ascomycota; Sordariomycetes; Hypocreales; Ophiocordycipitaceae
Product: Cyclopropane-fatty-acyl-phospholipid synthase
Exons: 5
Coding region: 1-1482 (493 amino acids)
Biological process (GO): lipid biosynthetic process
Source: RefSeq, a predicted model, not a curated record
AUGCAAUGCCCAGCUCUAUUCGUGGGCCUAUUCCGCCCCACGCUCAUACGCGUUGCCAAGAGGAUGUUGAGUGCAGCUCUGCAAGGCAUUGAACACGGCCAGCUAAAGAUCACUUAUCCUGCUCCCGGCUCGGAGCAGAGUCCCGGUCGAGACGACGUUACAUUUGGCUCCGGCACUCCUCUAGCCACUGUGCAUGUGAAGGACGACUGGUUUUGGGUCCGCGUCUUGGCCUCUGGUAGUGUGGGAUUCGCAGAAGCAUACGUCAAUGGUGAAAUUGACAUACCAGAUCUACUGGCCAUUUUCAAGUUGGCCUUGCUCAACCGCCGCCUGCUUACGAGACUGGACAAGCGGUCGCCUUUCUUGACAAAGCUAUACUCGCUCUUGGCGACGACAAACGGCAUCGAGGAGGCUAGACGCAAUGCCGCUGCCCACUACGAUCUUUCCAACGACAUGUUCGCCGCCUUUCUCAGCCCCGACAUGACCUACUCUUGCCCGCUAUGGCUCCCGCCUCACGAUCCGGACUACGCCAACGACGACCUCGAGAAGGCACAGAGGCGAAAGCUCUCGUAUCAUAUCAAGGCCGCCCGAAUCAAAGCCUCGGACCACGUGCUCGAGAUAGGCACCGGCUGGGGCAGCUUCGCGAUCCAGGCGGUGCAGGAAACGGGUUGCACCGUGACCACAAUCACCCUAUCCAAAGAGCAGAAGGCAUUGGCUAAGAAGAGAAUAGAUGCUGCGGGUCUAUCCAGCAAGAUCAAAGUACUACUCUGUGAUUACCGAGAGAUUCCCAAGUUGGGUAUCCGCUUCGACAAGGUCGUGUCCAUAGAGAUGCUCGAGCAUACGGGGAUCGAACACCUCCGUGAAUAUUUCGGCGUGAUCAAGGAAGUGUUGCCGGGUGAGGACGCCAUAGCGACGGUGCAGGCGACGAUGAUGUCGGAGACUGUGAGCAUAGAAAACGUGCCCGUCCUGGACAGGGCAGCGCUGACCCAGGGCCCGUUGGGAACCUGCAGCAUUUGUCGGAUAGCGAAGGAACAGAUAGUUUCGUCGCCAAACACGUCAGCAGCAUCCCUCCCCCCAGGAAUCCAAGUCGAGACUUAUCGUCCGUGGCUGAGCCGCGUGCAGAUCUUUCCCGGCGCGUACCCGCCCUCUCUGCUGCAGACCCUCCAGGCCAUCGACAAGGGCUCAGGCGACCACUUCAUCGUCGACAGGGUCGAGACCUUUGGCGGCUUGGGUCGCGCGUUCCAGGAAUGGGGCGAAGCGUUUGGCCGAGAGUUUGACUCUCGCAUCCGCCCCGCGCUGGUGGCCGGAAGACGGCAGCUCUGCGACGUGGAGGUGGAAGAGUUCAGAAGAAAGUGGCAGGCAAGCUGCCCCCUGUUCUACUUUGCAUACUGCCAGGCUGCGUUUGAAGCGCAGACUGUCCGGACGGUGACGAUCAGGCUUGUCCGCACGGGGGCUCGAAUAUUGGCGCAGGACUACUAUGAGUGA